This is a messenger RNA of Eublepharis macularius, 2847 nucleotides long. It is a transcript of the gene MAPK8, whose product is annotated as mitogen-activated protein kinase 8. Gene Ontology annotation, molecular function: JUN kinase activity; ATP binding. The record is from RefSeq and is a predicted model, not a curated record. The coding region runs from base 234 to 1526 and encodes 430 amino acids. Gene Ontology annotation, biological process: protein phosphorylation; JNK cascade. Lineage: Eukaryota; Metazoa; Chordata; Lepidosauria; Squamata; Eublepharidae. Gene Ontology annotation, cellular component: cytoplasm; nucleus. The transcript has 12 exons.
CAAGCGCCUCUCGGGCGAGGCCAAGCGCCCCUCCGCCCCUCAGGAGGCCGCGAGGAGCGGGAGUGGCCGCGGCCUGGCGGGCGCAGGAGGCGGGGAGCGCAACGCCCGCCUGCCCGCCCGGCGUCGCCCCUCCCCGCUCAGCGGCCCAGACGGAAGACUCGGAGGCGGCGUUGGCGGCCCGCGUCGGGCCACCGGAGGGGGUUCAUGACUUCUGCAUUAAACUGUUCAACUAAAUGAGCGUCAUGAGCAGAAGCAAGCGUGAGAACAACUUUUACAGCGUAGAGAUUGCAGAUUCUACCUUCACUGUGCUCAAACGAUACCAGAAUUUAAAGCCUAUCGGUUCGGGCGCCCAGGGCAUUGUAUGCGCUGCGUAUGAUGCUAUCCUUGAAAGAAAUGUCGCAAUCAAGAAGCUGAGUCGGCCGUUCCAGAACCAAACCCACGCCAAACGAGCCUACAGGGAGCUUGUUCUCAUGAAGUGUGUAAACCACAAAAAUAUAAUCGGCCUAUUGAAUGUCUUUACCCCACAGAAAUCACUGGAAGAAUUUCAAGAUGUUUACAUAGUGAUGGAGCUCAUGGACGCAAAUCUCUGCCAGGUGAUUCAGAUGGAGCUGGACCACGAGCGAAUGUCCUAUCUUCUCUACCAGAUGCUGUGUGGCAUUAAACAUCUUCACUCUGCUGGAAUUAUCCAUAGGGAUUUGAAGCCAAGCAAUAUAGUAGUAAAAUCUGACUGCACGUUGAAGAUUCUUGACUUUGGACUGGCUAGAACUGCAGGAACCAGUUUUAUGAUGACACCUUAUGUAGUGACUCGUUACUACAGAGCACCAGAAGUCAUCCUAGGAAUGGGCUACAAAGAAAAUGUUGACAUUUGGUCAGUGGGGUGCAUCAUGGGAGAAAUGAUCAAAGGUGGUGUAUUAUUCCCUGGUACAGACCAUAUUGAUCAGUGGAAUAAAGUUAUUGAACAGCUGGGGACACCGUGCUCAGAAUUCAUGAAGAAGCUGCAGCCGACGGUGAGGACGUACGUGGAGAACAGGCCUAAGUAUGCUGGCUAUAGUUUUGAGAAGCUCUUCCCGGAUGUCCUUUUCCCAGUUGACUCCGAGCACAACAAACUGAAGGCCAGUCAAGCAAGAGAUUUGUUAUCCAAAAUGCUGGUGAUCGAUGCAUCAAAAAGAAUCUCAGUGGAUGAAGCUCUGCAGCACCCGUACAUCAACGUCUGGUAUGACCCUUCCGAAGCAGAAGCGCCUCCUCCAAAGAUACCAGACAAGCAAUUAGACGAACGAGAGCACACAAUAGAAGAAUGGAAAGAGUUGAUUUACAAAGAAGUCAUGGACCUGGAAGAGAGAACCAAGAAUGGGGUUAUACGUGGACAGCCGCCUCCUUUAGGUGCAGCAGUGAUCAAUGGCUGUCGGCACCCAUCUUCAUCAUCCUCUGUCAAUGACGUGUCUUCGAUGUCUACUGACCCAACGUUGGCUUCUGAUACAGACAGCAGUCUAGAAACAUCCACAGGCCCUCUGGGUUGCUGUAGAUGACUACUAGAGGAAUUGGGGGGUGGGACGGGGGGGUUGUCUUAGUUACAUAAAUAAGUGGUGGUAUUUUGGAGAGUUCCAAAGUAAUUGUGGGAUUCAUUUCAGAGUGCUAAUUUUAAACUGUAAGUUGUGUUACAAGCAAGCCACAGUGCUUUCCUGUAAUUAAGUGUACAGUAUUAAUUUUUAUCAUGGGUUUUAAAAUCUGCAUAUGUUUUACUACUGUAAGGCUGACCUUAUUUUUUUAAAUUGCAUUUGUAAGACUUGCUUUAUUCAAUGUCAUGUUCAGUCUGUUACGUCACAACUUUAUUUAUGGGUUUUUUUUAGACUUUUCAGAACUGUUUUUGUUAGGGUAUCUGUCUAUGUUUACAGACCCUUUUCAACCCGUAAGCUUAAAUCCUUUCUUUCUAGCCAUGUGGCUAAUUAUAACUCCAGGGACAAGAGCUCUGAGCACAGAAGAUUCUUGUGGUGUAAUGGGAACAUUAUGAAAGCCUUGGCAGCGUUGCGUCAGGGAGCGAGCCAUCCCUUGUGUCCAAAGAAGCUGGCCCAGCCUAUCCGAUGCAGCUUCUGUUCACCUGAAGCAAGAAGGCGACGCUUGAUCAAACACACAAUCUUGCCAGACAAAUAAGCUGUUUCUGCAAGUUGCCGUUUGCCUGCCUCUUCACCUUCUCCCCCAAUUAAACCAAUCAGUCGUGCGAAUCCGUAUUUCCCACAUCCUACACAAGUCUGCAAAGUUCUCAUUUCUCUGCCGGUUCUUCUGUAUGCAGACUAGUAUAUUUCUUUUUCCUCAAGCACUUUUCCCACCCAAAGGCUCGUGUGGUCUUCAGUUCCGUAGCUGAUGCCUGCUCCUGCCGUGGAGUCCAUCAUACCGGUCAUUUCUUACCCUCUUAAAUCAACAGAGCUGAAAUUCCAAACGCUGACCCCGGAUUACCCUGAAGCCACGAGAACGGAAUAGUUUUCAGCCCUGAGAUCUCCCGUUUUCUACGAGCUCACUUUUUUUUAAAACAAAAAAAGAGUAAUAACGAACUGUGUAGAAAUGUUAAAUAGUAAUGUAAAAUGGUGCUGCUCUUCACCAAAAUAUAUUAACUGUUUACAAAUGUAUAUUAUUGAAUGAUUUUGCGCAGCUCCCCUGUGUAUGAGUAAAACAAUCAUGGAGAAUUUUAUGUCCUUGAAAAAUGCAUUUUUUUUUAAUUUAGGCUGUACCGAUUGCCUUGUGUAGAUAAAAGUAUUUUGUGUAGUGAAUAUAAAUGUGAACAAAACUGUACGUCAGUGCUGACUAUAGAAAUGAACAUUAAAUGAAAUAGCACAAGCAUCUGGUUGAACACAA